Messenger RNA from Mercurialis annua (annual mercury), 1745 nucleotides. Its product is annotated as deoxyribodipyrimidine photo-lyase. The record is from RefSeq and is a predicted model, not a curated record. Lineage: Eukaryota; Viridiplantae; Streptophyta; Magnoliopsida; Malpighiales; Euphorbiaceae. The coding region runs from base 110 to 1585 and encodes 491 amino acids. The transcript has 9 exons. Gene Ontology annotation, molecular function: deoxyribodipyrimidine photo-lyase activity. Gene Ontology annotation, biological process: photoreactive repair.
UUCUCUUGAUCUGAACAUUCAGACAGAACUCUGCCUGUCCCGCGUUAUUUUCCGCUAUCCGACACCCGCUGCGCACGUCAGCAUUUUCCGGCACUCUCUCGUCUUCUCAAUGGCCUCUCUAUCCUCUACUCAACCGGGUCGGUUUCGGGUGCUGAAAGAGGGAUCAAAAAACCGAACGGGUCCUGUUGUUUACUGGAUGUUUAGAGAUCAACGGAUGAGAGACAAUUGGGCUUUAAUUCACGCCAUUGAUGAAGCUAAUAAGAACAAUGUGGCAGUUGGUGUUGCUUUUGAUUUGUUUGAUCGGUUUAAAGGAGCUAAAGCUAGGCAACUGGGUUUUAUGUUAAAGGGUUUGCGUCAACUUCAGGAUCAAAUUGAACAUACUUUUCAAAUUCCCUUCUUUUUAUUCCAAGGAACAGCUGAAGAGACUAUUCCAAAGUUUUUAGGAGAGUCUGGGGCUUCACUUCUAGUUACUGAUUUCUCACCUCUACGAGAGGUUCGAAAAUGUAAGGAUGAAAUUUGCAAGAGGGUGAGUGAUUCUGUGACCGUACAUGAAGUUGAUGCUCACAAUAUUGUACCUGUUUGGGUAGCAUCCGACAAGUUGGAGUAUAGUGCUAGGACUUUAAGGGGCAAGAUAAAUAAAAAGCUAUCCGAUUACCUUGUUGAAUUUCCUGUAAUGCAAUCUCCUAGCAAUAAGUGGGUUGCUGCUCCGAAUAAGUCAAUUGAUUGGGAUAGUCUUAUUGAUGAAGUUUUAAGGAAAGGAGCAGAAGUUCCUGAAAUUGAAUGGUGCAUACCUGGAGAAGAUGCAGCAAUGGAAGUAUUAACUGGUACUAAAAAUGGAUUUUUAACCAAGAGGUUGACGAAUUAUUCUACUGACAGGAAUAAUCCAUUGAAACCCAAAGGGCUCUCCGGUCUCUCCCCAUAUAUUCAUUUUGGCCAAAUCUCCGCACAGAGAUGUGCCCUGGAGGCUCGUAAAGCACGAAAGCUUUAUCCUCAGGCAGUCGACACGUUUUUGGAGGAGUUGAUUGUUCGUAGAGAACUUGCAGAUAACUUCUGUUUCUACCAGCCUCAAUAUGAUUCACUAAAAGGCGCAUGGGAAUGGGCACGUAAAAGUUUGCUAGAACAUGCCUCUGAUAAGCGAGAUCAUGUUUAUUCGAAGGAGCAAUUAGAGAAGGCGCAAACAGCCGAUCUGCUUUGGAAUGCUUCUCAGCUGGAGAUGGUACACUAUGGGAAGAUGCAUGGUUUUAUGCGUAUGUAUUGGGCGAAAAAGAUUCUGGAGUGGACAAGCGGACCCGAAGAAGCCCUUGCAGUGUCCGUAUAUUUAAAUGACAAGUAUGAAAUAGAUGGAAGAGACCCCAAGGGAUAUGUCGGUUGCAUGUGGUCGAUUUGUGGUGUUCAUGACCAGGGCUGGAAAGAAAGACCGGUUUUUGGGAAAAUUCGGUACAUGAAUUAUGCAGGCUGCAAGAGGAAGUUUGAUGUCGAUGGCUACAUUGCAUAUGUGAAGAGGUUAGUGCGCGAAAAGAAUAAGAGAAAAGCAGAAUAUCAGCUUGCUAGACAAGAAAAACAGCAUUGCACAUCAGCCAUUUAGCCGAUUUAGGGUUUAACAGUGUUGUACAUACAAUUUCUAGGCCUUUAGCUUGGGAUAGACGCUAACCCUCAGAAAAGAAAAUGAUUUUUGUCCAUUUAAAUUUAAGCAGUCUUGAAAAACAGACACAUCGUUUAAUUGAUCGCAAUGAUUUUUGUAGAAA